AUGUGUAUUCUUCUCCUCAGAUUUCUCAGAAGGGCACCACCACCCAAAGUUUUUCUUUUGCCCAUAUCGCGUGAUACUCCAAAGAUGAAUUCUCGAGCCAUUGACCUGGCAACGCAAAUCCAAGUUCAAAGAACGUCGGUCUUUCCUGCUCCUCAGCAAAAUAAUCCGGCAAUUAUCCUACCACUCUUAACUCAGCGAGGAUCCAGGAGACCCUAUCAAGGAUUUCAUCUAUUCUGCAUUAACUUCACGAUAAGAGCCCAAAGUUUAGGGGAAGAAAAUAUUUUUGUGAUCAGAAAGGCUGCCAACCAUCUUUGGAAUUUCAGCACGCGUGAUGAAAAAUUGGGAUAUAGUAUCUUGGCAAAGCAAGUGAAUGAGCUUCUCGGCCUGAACAGAAGCAUGUGA
This is a messenger RNA of Acaulospora morrowiae, 402 nucleotides long. The record is from the annotation of a GenBank genome assembly. Lineage: Eukaryota; Fungi; Glomeromycota; Glomeromycetes; Diversisporales; Acaulosporaceae.